Messenger RNA from Cydia pomonella (codling moth), 1513 nucleotides. Its product is annotated as glutamine synthetase 1, mitochondrial-like. The transcript has a single exon. NCBI's taxonomy places the organism in Eukaryota, Metazoa, Arthropoda, Insecta, Lepidoptera, Tortricidae. Gene Ontology annotation, molecular function: glutamine synthetase activity. Gene Ontology annotation, cellular component: cytoplasm. Bases 70 to 1254 code for a protein of 394 amino acids. The record is from RefSeq and is a predicted model, not a curated record.
GCCCACUCGUACACUAUAGGAAUUGAAAGAUUGGCAAACUAUUUGAUAAUACUUAUUUUGUAGUUCGUAAUGGCUCUCGCCAUAAAGGCUUUGGUUUCCAAAGCCGUUAAAAUUAAAUGUGUACAACCAAUACGAUAUUACGCUCGAAGGGGACUACACCACUACCACUGUUCCAAUGAUUUCAUAGGACCAGUAAACGCCUCCUAUAAUCAUUAUUUACAGUUACCCAUACCGAAAAACAAGUUCUUAGCCACUUACGUCUGGAUUGAUGGGACUGGUAUCAAAUUGCGGUCUAAAGAUCGUGUUUUGGAUAAAGAACCUUGUGAUUUAAAAGCGCUUCCUAAUUGGUCAUUUGAUGGCAGCUCUACAGGUCAAGCAAAAACAGACGAUUCAGAUACACUACUAAUUCCUGUUGCAAUGUACCAAGACCCCUUCAGGAGAAGCCCACACGUCAUCGUUCUAUGCGAAACAGUACAUGGAGACGGGACUCCUACGCUUACCAACCACCGAGCCGAAUGUGCAAAAAAUUUAAGUAAUAUUUCUGAUCAAGAUCCCUGGUUCGGCAUUGAACAAGAAUACACCAUGUUUAAUGAAGAGAACUGGCCAUUGGGCUGGCCUGGUCCUCGAGGGUAUCCUGCACUUAAAAACAAAUUUUCAUAUUGUGGUAUUGGAAAACAUGUCGCAGGGAGAGAAAUAGUUGAAUGUCAUGCAAGGGCAUCCUUGUAUUCUGGCAUGGAUUAUGGAGGCAGUAAUGCUGAAGUAAUGAUGGGCUCUUGGGAAUUCCAGGUAGGGACUACACCAGGCAUUAAAGCAGCUGAUGAUUUGUGGAUAGGACGUUAUUUACUAGAGAGGAUCGCCGAGAGUUUUGGAGUAACUAUUAGUUAUCACCCUAAACCAAUGGGUAUGGAGCAACCGGGAAUAGGAUGCCAUCAUAAUUUCAGCGUAAAGAAAAUGCGUGCUGAUGGAGGUAUUACAGAAAUAGAAAGAGUGUGUAAAGUUUUGUGUGAAAACCAUGUAAAAGAUAUGAUUCAUUACGGUCUUGGAGACAGUGAUGCGAACAAGAAACGAUUGUCAGGAAAAUUUGAAACCUCGUCCUUUGAUACGUGCAAGUGGGGCGUAGCUGAUAGAACGGCGUCCAUUCGAUUACAGAGAAGUGUAGCAAUAGACAACAAGGGAUUCCUUGAGGAUCGUCGCCCUGCAGGAGAUUGUGAUCCUUAUAGAAUAUGUGCUCGCAUUGCGCAAACUUGCAAAUAGUUCUGUUAAGUUUUUGUUGAUAAGUAAUGACAAAAGAAGUGAAAAAAAGAAUCAAGAAGAGUUUGCAAAUUUCAUCUGCAAUGGCUGCAAGUGAUUAUUUCUUCAGCGCAAGACAAGACAAAUAUAAUCGAUCUAAUAAGAUAAGUAGAUUGGGAUGGAAAUAAUUAACCAGUUCACCUACGCAAAUAAAGAGUCGUUUAAAACUUCUACUGUUCUAACUAAAUUGUUUGUCAUUUCAAAAAAAUAAAUAAAAAUUGAA